AUGUUUAAUAUCUUAUUCAUUUUACUUAAAUACGUUCGUAUCGCCGGAAAAGCAAAAGGUUCAACAGGUCAGAUUUUACUACAAUUACUUGAAAUGCGUUUGGAUAACAUCCUUUUUCGAUUGGGUAUGGCUUCGACCGUUCCGCAAGCCCGCCAAUUAGUUAACCAUAGACAUAUUUUAGUUAAUGGUCGUAUAGUGGAUAUACCAAGUUAUCGCUGCAAACCGCGCGAUAUUAUUACAGCAAAGGAUGAACAAAAAUCUAGAGCUCUGAUUCAAAAUUAUCUUGAUUCAUUCCCCCAUGAGGAAGUGCCAAAACAUUUGACUCUUCACCCAAUCCAAUAUAAAGGAUUGGUUAAUCAAAUAAUCGAUAGUAAAUCGAUCGGUUUAAAAAUAAAUGAAUUGCUAAUCGUAGAAUAUUAUUCUCGUCAGGCUUAA
This is a messenger RNA of Tripterygium wilfordii, 435 nucleotides long. RefSeq names its product 30S ribosomal protein S4, chloroplastic. Bases 1 to 435 code for a protein of 144 amino acids. The transcript has a single exon. NCBI's taxonomy places the organism in Eukaryota, Viridiplantae, Streptophyta, Magnoliopsida, Celastrales, Celastraceae. Gene Ontology annotation, molecular function: rRNA binding; structural constituent of ribosome. Gene Ontology annotation, cellular component: small ribosomal subunit. Gene Ontology annotation, biological process: positive regulation of translational fidelity. The record is from RefSeq and is a predicted model, not a curated record.